Gamsiella multidivaricata is the source of this 1718-nucleotide messenger RNA. RefSeq lists its product as uncharacterized. The coding region runs from base 118 to 1596 and encodes 492 amino acids. Lineage: Eukaryota; Fungi; Mortierellomycota; Mortierellomycetes; Mortierellales; Mortierellaceae. The record is from RefSeq and is a predicted model, not a curated record. The transcript is spliced from 3 exons.
CUCCCAUUUACAUCGCCGUGUUUCCUCAUCCUCCUCCCAUCUCUCAUUUCUGAUCGCCAUCCUCCUCUCAUCAACGCGAGCUGUCCCAAGCACUCUCGGCACUCGCCAUUGCGAAUUAUGUCCGCUGCUGAAAACAACUCUUCCGCCUUCAGAACCAACCCAACUGCACACUCACCUCCCAAUUCACCUUCGACGUCUCGUUCUCUUAACCUUCCUGAGCCUCCUUCCCCGAUCCAACCCACAUCAUCUAAUUCUUUAGCUGACGCCGACUCGGGCGAAGCACCACUAUCAUACGCGUUGACUCGACCUCCCAAGAAGCUGAGGCCCCCUGUCUCAAUCUUUGACCUGCCUUGUCCUCCAACUGCCGCUCCUCCGCAGGAUAAUGACGAGUUUUCUUCGCAUCUCGAUGCGCUCGAGAAGAUGUUAGAGGAAGAAGACACCGGCGCGAUCCCGACCGGCCUCGAGAUUGGCCCACAGAUCCUAGUCGAGUCGCUGAACAAGAAGCGCGUGAGAUCUUUAGUCACACAAGGGCAAACAGACCUUUCAUCGUCACUGUCGUCCGAGGGCAGCGGACCCAUUGCGAAUGACCUUACCCAAGAUACCGAUCAAAUACUCUUUGUGGACACUGCUCCUCCAUCCUCGAUACUGCCUGCGCACAAGAAGGUGCACUUUGCACCAGGAUUGGACAACGAGCAAGAGAACAAAGCUGAACCAAUAUUAGUCGUGAUCGCAGAUGGCGAUGCAAUUGAUACAACUGAUGAUAAGGAAGCGGGCCUUAAGCGAGAUCGGGACGUAGAUCAAAAGGUUGAACAGGCCCCAAAGCCGAACAAGGAGCCACGCUUGUCUCCACCGCAGAGCGCAUCAUCCAAUGAACCAUCUAACAGUUCUGCCAGCGCGGCUGUGGGAAGGAACAAAAAGGGUAAGGAGCCUGUAAGAUCAGUCGCCAGCAUGAUCGGCUCGAGACGAAAGCCGGUCGCGGCACACUCUUCCGCAGCUAGUAGAUCUUCAGUUCCGACUGCCAGGACUCCAGGGUCAACUUCUAGGACUUCAGCCGCACAGCGAACUGCACCCAGCGUCAUUACUCUAGACGAGGACGAACGCGUGGGCCCAGAUAGGACGGAUGAGAAGGCUAUCCCUGAAGCGUCGUCUGCACCGCCAAUACCAAAGAGCACAGGAGAGACCAAGCCGACAUCCUCCCCACUAUCAUCUCUCAAGCUGUAUGUGAUUCCUACGCAGAUGGACAAGGUGGUCUUCAGUACUAUGUGCGAGCGUGUGCUUCAACUUCGAGGUGAAUGGCUCGGUCCCAAGACCAAGGUACUGGCGACGGAUCCACGAGUGAAGCCAGACAUUCCAGCACUGGAUCAAGAGAACACGACUCAUAUUGUUACAGCGCUAUCCAAUAUCGAGGCUGUGAAACGGUUUUUGAACGUCAGUGAAAUCAAUCGAUCGCGAUUGUCAAUCGAGAAUGGUUAUCCGAUACUAUUAUGUACAAGAGGCCCAUGGAGCCGAAACCGUAUGUCCUCUCGAGGCCCGAAAUCCCAAUGCACGUCAGCUCACCUCAACAGGAUACUCCACCUCCUUCUCAGACCAAUCUGAAUCAGAUCAGAAGGAGAACCAGCAUCACCAUCGAUGGCCUUUCUGUUGACAGCAAACAUCAGCUCAAUUUCCAGGAAAUUAUGCAGGGUAUCCAAGAGGGUUCGCUCGGGGUAAGUGACCGU